Messenger RNA from Antrostomus carolinensis (chuck-will's-widow), 1488 nucleotides. RefSeq names its product cAMP responsive element binding protein 5 (gene CREB5). NCBI's taxonomy places the organism in Eukaryota, Metazoa, Chordata, Aves, Caprimulgiformes, Caprimulgidae. Gene Ontology annotation, molecular function: DNA-binding transcription factor activity. Gene Ontology annotation, biological process: regulation of DNA-templated transcription. The transcript is spliced from 4 exons. The record is from RefSeq and is a predicted model, not a curated record. The annotation marks the transcript as partial.
AGACUGAAGGCAGCGCUGACUCAUCAUCCUGCCACCAUGUCGAACGGGAAUAUGAACACCAUGGGCCACAUGAUGGAAAUGAUGAGCUCGCGGCAGGACCAGACGCCACACCAUCAUAUGCACUCACAUCCUCAUCAGCACCAGACGCUGCCACCUCAUCACUCAUACCCACAUCAGCACCAGCAUCCGGCGCACCAUCCUCAUCCUCAGCCUCAUCACCAGCAGAAUCAUCCCCACCACCACUCCCAUUCACACCUUCACGCGCACCCGGCACAUCACCAGACCUCGCCGCACCCCCCGCUGCACUCAGGUGGACAAGCACAGGUUUCACCAGCAGCGCAGCAGAUGCAGCCCACGCAGACGUUACAGCCGCCACAGCCGACCGGAGGUCGCCGGAGGAGGGGGGUGGACGAAGACCCGGAUGAGAGGAGGCGGAAAUUUCUGGAAAGGAACCGAGCCGCUGCCACGCGCUGCAGACAGAAGAGGAAGGUCUGGGUGAUGUCACUGGAAAAGAAAGCAGAAGAGCUCACCCAGACAAACAUGCAGCUUCAGAACGAGGUUUCCAUGCUGAAAAAUGAGGUAGCACAGCUGAAACAGUUAUUGUUAACACAUAAAGACUGUCCGAUAACAGCUAUGCAGAAAGAAUCGCAAGGAUAUCUAAGUCCCGAGAGCAGUCCUCCCGCGAGCCCGGUCCCAGCUUGCUCCCAGCAGCAGGUCAUCCAGCACAACACCAUCACGACCUCCUCCUCCGUCAGUGACGUCGUGGGAAGCUCCACUCUCACCCAGCUCGCCAGCCACAGAACAGACAUCAACCCCAUCCUUUAAAAGUGGUUGAUGAGAAACUGCUAGGGGAGUGUGGUAGCGUAUCAAAGCGUCUUCUGUGCUAAGGACAUUUGCAACCGUAACUCAAGCCUGGAAGAUUCCUCAGUUCUUGAAAGACUCUGGCUUUCAUUUUUAUAGUUAUUAAAAUGUCUUUUAUACUUAGUUACAUAAAAGGGAGUUAUGCAAUUAAUAUGCUAUCAGCUUGAGAAAUGCUUUGGUGCUUUCUCCAUUUUUUUUGGUACCAGUUACUUGUUUAUAAACCUAACUGUUUCUGUACAUAGUCAUGUUUCCUUCUCACCAAUCUAGCCUGAAGCCUCAGAAAUACGGAGUUGUGUAAAACUGCAGCUUGUUAGCCAACGUGAGGCAUGAAAAGUAUUAAACAGAGUCGUAUGUAGGUAACUAAGGGUAAUUAGGCUAUAAAUAUAGAAAGAGGGCAUCUGCUGACAGCAUAAUAAAAAAUUACUUAGCAUUGUGCUAUCAGCAGACCCUGUCUUGCAUUCAGAGCCUCUUUCAAAGUCGUUAUGUAGGAUGUGGCUAUCAGGACAAAAUCAAGCCCAGAUAAUGUGCUCUUUUGUCUAGCCCUCCCACUUCUCGCCUUUCUCCUACCCUGCCCUUUUUCUCCUCCUUUAUUCUUACACCUUCCUUUUCCCUUCCCAAACCCUUUUC